CAUCUAUAAAAGCUAGACAUUAUGAUUAAAAUAUUUAGUAAUUAGGAAGGCCAAAUGAUAAAAUAGGUUAGUCAAUUAAAAAAUUAUUCAUUCUACAUAAUAAGUAUGGAAAAAAAAUUUAACCAACAGUAAUGGGAAUGUCAGAAAAACGUGGUUCUUCCAGAAUUAAAGAUCUAAGCAAAAAUCGUGUUAUUGAUCAUGAAACAAGAAUUAAAAGACAAAAAAGACAAUUAGCAUCUUUGGAAAAUGACAAUUUUCAUGAAGAUCCUCACCAACAAAUGAAUUUGUAUGUUGCAAAAACUAAAUUACCAUCUUUUAGCGAUAGUAUGGAAUCUAAAAAAAAGCGAAAGCUUAAACUUGGAGACAUAUUUAAACAUAAAGCCAAGCGUUCGUUUCCAGCCCUUUUAGAAGAAGCCCAAGCUGAAAGAAAAGAAAACACACCAGAUUAUUUUAAUGCAGUGGCACCAAAAUCAAAAUUGCCAGAGCGUCAUUUUUGUUCUGUGUGCGGUUUUAUUUCAAGCUAUACAUGUGUAACAUGUGGUGUGCGAUAUUGCUGUGUAAGCUGCUUAAAAACACAUAAGGACACUCGUUGUAUGAAAUGGAUUGUUUGAUAAUAGAUAUGUUAGGUUUUUAUUUUA
This is a messenger RNA of Hydra vulgaris (swiftwater hydra), 638 nucleotides long. Its product is annotated as zinc finger HIT domain-containing protein 1. Gene Ontology annotation, cellular component: Swr1 complex. Gene Ontology annotation, molecular function: nucleosome binding. The record is from RefSeq and is a predicted model, not a curated record. Gene Ontology annotation, biological process: chromatin remodeling. Lineage: Eukaryota; Metazoa; Cnidaria; Hydrozoa; Anthoathecata; Hydridae.